This is a messenger RNA of Fusarium sp. VM40, 1719 nucleotides long. NCBI's taxonomy places the organism in Eukaryota, Fungi, Ascomycota, Sordariomycetes, Hypocreales, Nectriaceae. The record is from the annotation of a GenBank genome assembly.
AUGACAGAAUCAUACGAUGUCGUAGUCGUGGGCGCUGGCUGGUUCGGUCUCGCCGCCGCCAAAGCCAUCAGACAAAUCGAGCCAGAUGUAAAGCUCACUGUCCUCGAAUCGGCCGAGUCAUGCGGUGGCACUUGGUCCAAGAACAGACUCUAUCCCGGUCUCAAGUCCAACAACAUGAAAGGCACAUACGAAUUCCCCGACUUUCCAAUGACGGAAAAGACAUAUGGUGUCAAGCCAAAUAACCAUAUUCCUGGUACCGUCCUCCAUCGGUAUUUGACGGACUUCGCCAAAGCUUUCGACAUCUAUGAUCGGGUCCAGUUUAAUACAUCAGUCGGCUUGGUAGAGCGCAAUGGCGAUGCUGGCUGGCGGCUAACUCUUACCUCGCCUCAGGGCAGCCGCUUGAUCACUACCCAGAGGCUCGUCCUGGCCACUGGUCUCACCUCGACGCCAAAUAUGCCCUCUUAUAAGAACGCUGAGGCAUUCGGUGCUCCUCUCUUCCACGCCAAAGACUUUUGCAAAAGAGCUCCUGACCUGAAUGUCAAAAAGGCUAUCGUGGUUGGUGGAGCAAAGUCCGCCUUCGACGUCGCAUACGCUUUGGUGCACGAUGGAGCAGAAGUUGACUUGAUAGUUCGUCCUACUGGCAACGGACCCGUUUGGAUUGCACCACCGUUCGUCACACCCUUGAAGAAGAGGCUAGAUCAACUUCUCAACAUCCGAUGGAUGACUUGGUUCAGUCCCUGUCCAUGGGGGGAAGCAGAUGGCUAUCCUGGUGUUCGGAACUUCCUCCACGGUACAGCCGUUGGCCGCUUCAUCGUCAGCAACUUCUGGAAAGCCUUGAGUGGAGAUGUCAUCUCGGCCAAUGGUUACGACUCUCAUCCCGAGCUUCAAAAGCUCAAGCCUUGGCACUCUGCUUUCUGGAUUGGUAGUGGACUGAGUAUUCUCAACUAUGAUAGCUCCUUGUUUGAUCUUGUCAAGCAGGGUAAGAUCAGAGUGCACAUUGACGACAUCGAAUCGUUGGAACCCGGAAGAGCGAUUCUUACGUCCGGCAAUGUCAUUGAAACAGAUGCCAUCAUCUGCUCUACGGGCUGGAAGAAGGAGUCGACUAUCAAGUUUGCUGAAGAUAACUUGGGCCUCGCCUACUCGGCAGAUAAGAAACGAGAAUUGAGCCAAGCUGCCGACGCAACAGUGCUCUCUUUAUACCCCGCCCUGAAGAACCAGCCUCAGCUCAACGUCAAACCCAAACAGGCCGACCCUCUUCGAUACUAUCGCUUCAUAGUUCCAUCCGGUAUGGUCAAAUCACGGGAUCUCGCUUUUGCAGGCAUGAUCUCAACAGUGAGCACCGCCACAUGCGCAACUAUCCAAGGCCACUGGAUCGCAGCCUUCCUCGCCGGAAAGAUUGAUAGUGUUCCCACAUCUGAGAAGGAGAUAACCGACGAGAUAAUGCUGCACACACAAUGGGGCAAGUGGCGUUACCCCUGCGGCUAUGGCGCUGAUUUACCCGAUCUUGUGUUCGAGGGACUUCCUUAUUGCAAUAUGCUUAUGCGGGACCUCGGCCUCAAGACACAUCGAAAGCCCAGUCGAUUCCAGGAGCUUACGUCUCCAUAUCUCCCUGCUGAUUUCUGCGGACUCGUUGAGGAGUGGAAGAGUAAGGAAGGAAACGAUAUUGAAAUACAGGGUUUGGAGGUCCAGGAGGUCAGGGCAUCGGCCAAGAAGGCUUAA